Lachancea dasiensis is the source of this 1254-nucleotide messenger RNA. Lineage: Eukaryota; Fungi; Ascomycota; Saccharomycetes; Saccharomycetales; Saccharomycetaceae. The record is from the annotation of a GenBank genome assembly.
AUGCAUCUUCCUUCGCUUGUAUCGCUCGCAACCCUUUUAGUUGCAAGCUUGGACGCCGCGCAGGCUAAAGUCCACAAGGCAAAAGUAUUCAAAGAUAGACCAAGUUCCAAGGACGGCGAGUUUUUGGUAGGUCAAAGUGCCGAACAUUUGAGUGACAAGUAUGUUCAACAAUAUGCUAAGGCAUAUCCGGAGGCAAACUCCAUCCUCGAGCAGCACUAUCUCUCGAGGCUAGCGUCAAGCGAGGAAGACGGCGUAUGGUCGCUCGAUGGCCAUGACGUCCCUCUAUCGAACUAUCUAAACGCCCAGUAUUUCACGGACAUUACACUAGGAACUCCUCCCCAGAGCUUCAAGGUGAUACUGGACACGGGAUCAUCGAACUUGUGGGUCCCUGGCGCCGAGUGUGGAUCUCUGGCCUGUUUCUUGCACUCCAAAUACGACCACGAGUCGUCGUCCUCGUACAAGGCCAACGGUACCAAGUUUGCCAUCCAAUACGGCACGGGAUCUUUGGAGGGCUAUAUUUCCCAGGAUACAUUGAGCAUCGGUGAUUUGACUAUCCCUAAACAGGACUUUGCGGAGGCCACAUCGGAGCCGGGGCUCACCUUUGCGUUUGGUAAGUUCGAUGGAAUUUUGGGGUUGGGUUACGACACCAUUUCUGUUGACAAGGUGGUCCCACCCGUUUACAAAGCUAUCGAACAGAAAUUACUGGACGAGCCGAAAUUUGCCUUUUACCUGAAUGAUGCCGACAAUGCGGAGGAGUCGGUGGGCGAAGUCACUUUUGGCGGUAUUGACGAGUCGAAGUUCAAGGGCGAUAUCACCUGGUUGCCUGUUCGCCGUAAGGCCUACUGGGAAGUUAAAUUCGACGGUAUUGGGCUAGGCGACGAGUACGCCGUGCUCGAGAACACUGGUGCUGCUAUUGACACUGGUACCUCCCUGAUUGCCCUUCCAUCAGGUCUUGCCGAGGUUUUGAACUCGGAGAUUGGUGCCAAAAAAGGCUGGACUGGACAAUACACAGUGGAAUGCGAGUCGAGAGAUCAACUUCCUGAUUUGACUUUCACCUUCAAUGGUCACAAUUUCACCAUCACGCCUUAUGACUACACUUUGGAAGUUUCUGGCUCGUGUAUCUCUGCCUUUACGCCAAUGGAUUUCCCAGAGCCUGUGGGACCUUUGGCCAUCAUUGGUGAUGCCUUUUUGCGUAAGUUUUACUCCAUCUACGACUUGGGCAACAACGCUGUAGGUUUGGCCAAAGCCGUCUAA